AUGAAGAUCACACCGGUUGUCUUGUCACUUAUCCUUGGCCGCUUGGCCGAGGCGCGUGCUCCCAGAGCCUUGUGGGCUCGCCAGACGGAGGCACCCGAGAUCCCCGAGGUCUCGUCCAGCGCCUCUCCAGAGCCUCCGGCUCCGCUCCCUACUACUCACACUUCUGUGAAGAACCCCUUCGACCCGCCUGUCAAGAGCCCGUUGGCUCCCAACCCACUGGUUGGUGUUCCGCCCGUCCAAGUGACUGAGGACGACGUCGCGGCGGCAACUAUCACGCCGGCGGCUGAGUGGCACGAGGAGCUGGUGGUCGAGGAGGAGCUUUACGAAGACUGCGACGACGACGAUGAAUGCAAGACCAAGACCCGACAUCACACUCGCACCAUCAUCGUGCCCAUCCCCAAGGGCUGGAAGACGUGCACCGUCAGCGAGACCGUGACCGUCUGCGACCCAUACCCCUAUCCUCCUCCUCCCCCUUGCGAGGGUCCUGGGCCAUGCCCUCCACCAUUCCCAGGGCCUCACCCUCCUCCUCCUCUUCCACCGUUCCCGCAUCAUCACCAUCAUCAUCACCAUGAGCACGAUCAUGGUCAUGAUCAUGACGAUGGCGAAUGUGACGAGGACGAUGAUGACUGCGAGGAUGACAAGGAGUGCAAGAAGGGCUAUAUCCGCCUUUGCUUGCCCGGCCGCGGCUGCCAGUGUUACAAGUGGUGGCCCUUCCCCACAGACGAGGACAAGGAUGAUGACGACUGCGACGAUGAUGAUGAAGAGUGCAAGGAGGAGCACGAGCAUCACCACCACCACCACCAUCAUCACCAUGAGGACCACGAUGAUGACUGCGACGAGGAUGACGAUGAUUGCGCCACCAGCAUCGAGGAGGAGAACACCAGCCCGACCCGUCUGCCUUGCAAGGACGGCGAGUGCGAUGAUGAGGACGACGACGAUGAGGAGGACGAGCACCACCAUCACCACGAGGAGCACCAUGAGGAGCACCACGAUGAUGAGGAUGACUGUGAGGAUGACUGCAGCUCAACUCCUUCUGCUACGCCAACUGCCACCCCUGCUCCUCCGGCUCCUGUCAAGCCAGCUACUGCCAAGCCGAACACUGCAAAGCCGAACACUGCUAAACCGGCCACCGCCACCGUCACUGCUGCUGCACCCACUGAAACAGAAGAGGAUGAGCUUGACAUUGAUAUUGAAGUCGAGUGCAACUGUAACACCUGCCCCUGCCCAGAAGAGACCGGCUCUGCUGGCUCUGGAGGCUCUGGUGGGUCUGGUUCAGGAGGAUCAGGCUCCGGCUCAGGAAUGCCUUCUGGAUCUGGUUCUGAGUCUGGCAGCGGCUCGGGCUCCCCAUCUGGCUCUGGCUCCGGCUCAGGCUCAGGUUCCGGCUCCCCAUCUGGCUCCGGCUCAGGCUCAAGCCCCGGGACUGGCUCUGGCUCUGGAAGCGGCUCUGGAAGCGGUUCGGGAUCGGCUGGCGGCGGUGAGAGUGGCAGUCCCGAGACAGUCCCCGUCUCUUCUGCCAACAAGCUUUCUGUCGGCAUUGCCCUUGUCGCAGGCCUUGUCCUUGCUCUAUUCGCAUAG
Molecule: messenger RNA, 1575 nt
Organism: Phaeoacremonium minimum UCRPA7
Lineage: Eukaryota; Fungi; Ascomycota; Sordariomycetes; Togniniales; Togniniaceae
Exons: 1
Coding region: 1-1575 (524 amino acids)
Biological process (GO): actin filament polymerization
Cellular component (GO): cytoplasm; actin filament
Molecular function (GO): microtubule binding; actin binding
Source: RefSeq, a predicted model, not a curated record